AUGAUAGCCGCCUCCCCGACAGUCCACCCAUCUGGUUCAUAUGAACCAACCACUAUGGACAUUCUCAAAGUCAAACGAUACUUCAAAUUAUCUUCUAUUCCACUUCCGAAUGAACUCAUCGAUGACAUUAUCGAUGCUGCCUCCUAUUGGGCACACACAUCUCUAACAAUCGAUGGUUGCACUGUUGCUCAUGCCGGCGGAGACAAAAUGUACAUGCGUACAUUGCCUCUUGCAGUGCACGGGACAGAAGGAGACUUCCUACUCGACAAAGAAAAUUUGCAGGGAGAAGGAUUUGUCCUCGGGGGGCUACCUCCAACUGAGCUAGAGUGGACAGCGCCCAUACGUACCAAACCUUUUCGCAAGAUCGAGUUUCAGUUAUGGAGUCAUGACCAGGGCUGGGGCGGCGAUCAUGGUUGUCGAGGAACGUACAAUGGUGCUUACUCCUGGUUCGAUGCCAGUGUGGAGAGACUUCACUCCACUUCAUAUUUCAUGGAAAGCGUCAAGUGGCCCUCUUCACUCCUCUUCACCGCAGUUGAUGCACAAAAUCUGCUAGAUGAUGUCACGUUUACUCAAAAAGAUGUCAAGCAACCAUUUUUACCUUCUCCUUCCACUCUCCAGAAAAAUAUCGUCGCGAAAGGUCAAACAACACACCAUAUCGUCACUUGGACAGACCUUGACGAUGUCAAAGAAGGUUCAUCCGAAGCAAUUGCGGCUGAAAAUAGGGGACAGGGAUGGAAAUCAUAUGAUGGUAGCUUUGUACGUGACUUGCAGGUCGGUGACUGCAUUACUUUGUGGAUGAGGGCUCGCUUCCCAGGCUGGAGGAACGAAGCUGUGAGGGCGAAGAUAACAACAUUUUGGGCAGUAUAG
Molecule: messenger RNA, 867 nt
Organism: Suillus discolor
Lineage: Eukaryota; Fungi; Basidiomycota; Agaricomycetes; Boletales; Suillaceae
Exons: 2
Coding region: 1-867 (288 amino acids)
Source: RefSeq, a predicted model, not a curated record